Equus caballus (horse) is the source of this 4759-nucleotide messenger RNA. It is a transcript of the gene RAX2, whose product is annotated as retina and anterior neural fold homeobox 2. The record is from RefSeq and is a predicted model, not a curated record. Gene Ontology annotation, biological process: positive regulation of transcription by RNA polymerase II. Lineage: Eukaryota; Metazoa; Chordata; Mammalia; Perissodactyla; Equidae. Gene Ontology annotation, molecular function: RNA polymerase II cis-regulatory region sequence-specific DNA binding; DNA-binding transcription factor activity, RNA polymerase II-specific.
CCCGCUGGGACCUCGCAGCCACCGUGGGGACAUAGCUCCCCAGGAUGGGGCCAGGAGAUGCUCUGGGCCGGGGAGCACAGCCACCGUGGACCCACUGGCCAUCACCCACGGCACCCACUGCGGGCCACCCGUGGGGGCCGGUUCAGUGGUCAGGACCCGCCCUGACCCUUGGGGUCCCAGGCACAAAGGGCUCUGGGAGAAUGCCAGCGGCCGCGGGGUUCCGAGCCCCAUGCCCCGAGAGGGUCUGCCCCUGCAGCGUCAUUCCCCCCGGGGGACGCUCUGGGGCAGCCACCUGCGUCGUCCUGCUGUCACAACACAACAGCCUGGCCCGGGGCCUCUGGGGGGCUCGCUGAGAAACGCCCGCUGCGUGGCCUGUCCCGGACCCUGCCUCUCUUGUCCCCUCACUUGGGGGCUGGGCCUCUGGCUUGCACCACCAGCUUCGGAUCCUUUGCCCCCCUGGCUUUGUGGGCCCGGCCUGCAGUCACCAACCAUCCCGGACAUCGGGCGUUUCCAGGAUGGGGGACAUUAGUGCUAAAGCUGGAACAGUCCCUGGCAAACUGGCGAUUGGUCCCCCUGCCAGGCCCCGGCAGCCUCCUCUGUGGUCAGGCGUCUCUUCCCAGGGUGGGGGGUGAGGACCCCAGGGGCUCACACAGCGGAGGGCUGAGCGCAUGCAGCUGGCGCCCGUUUAUGACUCUGACCGUCAGCCACCCCUCUCAGUUCACGCUUCCAGCCUGGCAGCCUCCAGGAGGCCCAGAGGGGGUCUGGGGCCAGGCUGGGCGUGGUCCCCACCCCGGGACCCCCUGAGCUAGGGAGGGGACACGGGCCACAGCACGCCCUCCCCAGGGCUGACCUCCCCCCCCCCGCACCCCCCAAUCCUGCCAAGCUGAGCCUGAGCUGGAGAAACGCCCCAAGGUCCUGCGGAUCUCCUGCCGUGCCCCUGAGGCACUGCCCACCCUCUGGCCUGUUUCCCCAACAGCACCCAAAGGGGUUUAGUGUCUGUUCCUGGGGGAGACAGGAAGGGUGGGCGGCCAGAGGGGCUGAGAGUGGCCUGGCCUCACGAGUCCAGCGGGGGGGCCGCCUGCGCCCCGGCGCCACCCCUAAUCCGGCCCUUUAAGCUGACACAGCGUCUGCAUCUUCAGCCCGUCCCUCCCGCUAAGUCGCCAAAGCCCCCAGGCCUGAUGCCCCAUCCCUCCCAGGGCCUCUUAAGCCCCCCCACCCCCCACUGUGGCCAAUUAGCUAAUUGGGGCCUGAGAACAGAGCAGCACGUUCGUGUUUUAAAGUGAUGAAGCAAUUAGGGGAUUUGUCCCCCAGCCACAGGCCUCGCUCCCCUGGCUGCCGCCGGCUGAGCCCACCUUAGAGGGGGCACCCCAGGGAGCCCUCCCGCCGGCGCUCAGGGGGUCGGGGGCCUCCCCUACCCAAGUCCCCUCCUUCCUGGGCCACGGCUCCUCCUCCAGGCCCCUCGCCCCUUUUCUACCAGCUGUUCCGUGUGUCUCUCCCCGCGAAGCCGACGUUCCCGAAGGAUCUACUCCUGUCCCACGGGGCCGGGCAGCCGCCCUCCCGUCCUGUCACCAAGUCCAGGAGCCCCCACCCCCCACCCCUCUCCUCUCAGCUUUCGGGGCGCCCCCUUCCUGAGCCCCCAGGCUCCUCGGAUUGGGGGGUUGGCAGGCCGGCCUGGGGGGCUUCCCCUGGAACCUGUGCCGACUCUCGGGCCCCCGCCCCCGUGACAAUCCCAUCAUCCACCUGCCCCCAAACGGGCCUGCGUAUCGCCCGCUCCUCCUCCCCAAACUUUGUCCCCGUGGAACUGCUCUCCUGUCCCCCGGGCCCCCCGCCAUCCCCAUGGCCCUGACCAGGCCUCUGCAUCCUCCCGGCCUCCAUCUUGCCCACAACAGAUUCUUGUCCCAAACGCCGUCCGCCUGUGUCCCUCCCCUGCCCCCCACCCCCGACGGCUCCCAGUAGAUCCCCAUGCAGAUCCUUAAAAGAGCAGCCCACCCUGCGUGCCCCGUCCCUCCUCGGCCUGAGUGUCCUCACUAGGCCUCCGACCACCAGCAGCUGCAUUUUCCUGGUGUAGUUGCUGGUUGUCUGUCUCUCCCACUAGGAUGUCAGCUCCAAGGUUUGUGUUUUGUUGCCUACUGUGGGCAGUACCUGGUCCACAGUCAGGGCUCCAUCACAUGUUGACUGAGAGAAUGGAGUGAACUUCUAUUCAUCCCUCAAAACCCAGCUAAAAUGCCCCCUAUGCCCUGUCCUACUCAGUGCCCGGGGAGCCACCUGGAACUGCCUUCACCUCCUGGGACCUCAGCUUCCCCCACCCCGUUGACAUCUGUGACUCUGAGAGGGCCUUCUUCUGGCCCCAGCUGAUAAAAACCGUAACUGGACACUCAGUAAGCACUGACUGCAUACCAUUCACUGUGUGGAGUCCGCGUGAGAGCUCCAGGGCUGAGUCCUGGUGUCACAGCUAGGGAAACUGAGGCCCAGAGAAGCGGGCCCUUGUUGGUGUCCUACAGCGAGGGUGGCAGGCCCAGGCUGACGUGUCCCCCACCCCACGGCCCCAGCCCUCCGUCGGGCUGCCCUCCCCGGGAGGCUCAGUUAAUCACCGGGCUAAUCCUCCCCAGGGCCCCCCCUCGGGCCACCGGGCGGAGCCCCGUGGACGCCGGAUCCCACGGCCCAGGAGGGGCUGCCUGGCCGUGAGCGCUGCGCGGGCGGCGGGGGAGGGAGCUGUGGGGGCAGCGUCCCAGCCUCUGCGUCCUGGGUCCCAGACAGGGAGACAGACAGACAGACAGACGGACAGAGAUGUAGGGAGCCAGACGCGGAGGCAUCAACAGGGAAGGAGGUGGAGACAGAGUCGGAGGUCGACGGGGACGCCGACGAGGACCGCGGGCCCCUCCCCGCCUGCCCGGCCGGCCGUCCCUCCCGCGGUCCCACCCCAUCCGUGGCGCUGCCGCCCCGCCAGGCGGGGGCGCGGAGGAGCAUGUUCCUGAGCGCGGGCGAGGGGCCGGCGGCGGAGGGCGGGGCCCCGGGGCCGGGCGAGGAGGCCCCCAAGAAGCAGCACCGGCGCAACCGCACCACCUUCACCACCUACCAGCUGCACCAGCUCGAGCGGGCCUUCGAGGCCUCCCACUACCCGGACGUUUACAGCCGCGAGGAGCUGGCAGCCAAGGUGCACCUGCCCGAGGUGCGCGUGCAGGUGUGGUUCCAGAACCGCCGGGCCAAGUGGCGCCGCCAGGAGCGUCUGGAGUCCGGCUCCGGGGCCGUGGCAGCCCCGAGGCUCCCCGAGGCCCCAGCCCUGCCGUUCGCCCGCCCUCCGGCCGUGCCGCUGCCCCUGGAGCCCUGGCUGGGCCCCGGGCCCCCUGCCGGGCCGGGCCUGCCGCGCCUCCUGGGCCCCGGCCCCGGGCUGCAGGCGACCUUCGCGCCCCACGCCUUCGGGCCCGCCUUCUCGGACGGCUUCGCGCUGGAGGAGGCGUCGCUGCGGCUGCUGGCCAAGGAGCACGCGCAGGCGCUGGACAGGGCCUGGCCCCCGGCCUGAGCCGUCCGCCCUGUCACCAGGGCCUGCGACCUCCCGGGGACAGCGGCCACAGCCUGGUCACAGAGCGGCCCGGCCACCAGACCAGACCGCUGCUGCAGAGCAAGGCUUGGGGCCUCCGCGUCCCACCCUCCCUGUCCGUCAGUGGCCUCCCGCGCCGGGUCCCCCACCCGCGGCUGGCCUCGGGGCACCCUCUGCCCCUCCUGGGGCCUCAGGAGCCACGGGACGCUGAUUCUCUGAGUGCCCCCUGCUCAUCUCCCACCCAGGUUCCUGAGGUCGCACGGCCGGGAGUGGACGGAGCCGUUUCCAAACUCGUUGCUGACCCCGUCCCGCCAGGCACGGCGCUGGGUCCCUGGGGGCGUGCGAAGCGGUGGGACCCCUGCCGGGCGCUCACGGGGGACACGCAGGCAGAGGCAGGUGACGCUGGGGGAAUACCGCCCGUCCCUGCUCCCUCCAGGUACCCAGGUGUGGCUUCUGUCCCCCCACCCCACCACAGACCCCGUCACGUCCCCCAGCCCAGCGAGGCCAACCCAGCCGUGUCUCCCCGGGGCUCAUGAGGGCAAGACGGCCGCCCUGCCCGGGGCCGGGCCGGACUCAGGACACGAGGCUGUUGGGGGCAAGGAAUGGGGUGUGACCGGUGCCAGCACAACGGGGCGUCUCCCCAGGGAACAGGCAGCCCCGGUCAGAGCAGGAGGGGGAUGGGGACACAGGGGCAGAAGCUGCAAGCGGCCGGCACCCCGCCCCCUCCGGGCUGCGUCCAGGAAGCGACCACAGGCUCACUUCCGGCCCUCAGGCCACAUCCACACCCGCGGGGCCCACAGCCCGCCUGCUCAUCUCCAGCCUCAGAUGGCAGCACACGGGCCCCGGGUCCAUGUCGUGGUGACGCUACAGCUGCCGGGCCAACCCAUCCACCCAUCCAUCAUUCAUCCAACAUGCGACAGGGACGGGAUGGUGAACAGAACAAAGACCCCUGUCCUGACCGAGCUGCCACUCCAGUGGGAGAGACAAAAAGCACGAUUAAAAAAAUAAAUAAGUAAAACCCAAACCGCGAGCUGGUGACAAGUCCUAGAGGGAAAAUAAAACCAGGACGACAACUGGUCGUGCAGGGCUGCAAUUUAAUAGGCGGUCAGGGGACGCCUCGUGGACAAAGUGACCCCAGAGCAGAGACCUGGAGAGGAAGGAGGGAGCCAUGGGGACACCUGGGGGAGGAGCGACCCAGGCAGAGGGCACAGCCUGUGUAAA